CGGUGGGUUUGGAUUUAGAAAGCAUAAACCAGCAACUUUUACUCCAUUUUCUUUGUCCCCUCUGUUGGUGGACUCUUUCGAGGGGAUUAAGGUUGCUUGGUCUGGAAAAGUUCUGUAAGAGCUGAGCUUGGAGAUUUGUAGUAUUCAUGGAUUCAAGAACAACCAUUUUCAGCGAGCCCAGGUCCGACCCUUUCGACGUUGUUCUCCUCAUCGUUACGUUACUGCUAAGAGCAGCUAAGAGCAAAUUUAGGUGAAGAAGGCAACCAAAAAUGUCUAUGAAGAACAAAGUUGGAGGAACUGGCUUGGAUUUUGCUUCAAGAUAUGUGUUAUUAAAGAAGUGGGCCUUUUUCCUUUGUUUUGUGUGCUUUUCUGCUGCCAUGCUUUUUACAAAUAGGAUGGGGAUAGUGCCCAUGGCUAAUGGUGUUGCACUGAAGUCUACAAUCUCCCAUCAAAGAAUGGAGUUAAAAUCUGAGUCUUAUGAUCCAGAAUUUGCGAAAACUAAGGCAUUUGGUGCAAGGCCAGAAGAGUUUUCAAGGUCUCAGCUUAGUAUUCAGACACUUGCUAAGAACAUCAUAGAUCUGGAGAAGAAACUUGCAGCUGUAACGAUUAGUCACACAUCUGCAUCAAAUGAUUCGACUUCGAAAAGAAAAUAUUUAGUGGUUGUAGGAAUUAAUACAGCUUUUACGAGUCGAAAACGAAGAGAUUCGGUUCGUGCAACAUGGUUGCCACAAGGUGAGAAAAGAAAGAAGUUGGAGGAAGAGAAAGGCAUAAUCAUUCGUUUCGUUAUCGGUCGAAGCGCAAAUCCUGGUAGUAAACUCAACAAGAUGCUUGAUGAUGAGGAGCGUGAACAUGGAGACUUCCUUAGGCUGAAUCAUGUUGAGGGUUACCUCGAGUUAUCGGCCAAGACGAAGACUUACUUUGCUACAGCUGUUUCAUUGUGGGAUGCCGAGUUUUACGUCAAAGUCGACGAUGACAUCCAUGUGAACUUAGCUGCGCUCGGAACGACCUUGGUUCGACAUCGGAAUAAACCUCGGGUUUACAUUGGUUGUAUGAAGUCCGGACCCGUCCUCUCCAAGAAGGGAGUAAAGUAUCACGAACCGGAGUAUUUGAGAUUCGGCGAUGAGGGGAAUAAAUAUUUCCGUCAUGCUACGGGACAGUUAUACGGAAUCUCGAAAGAUUUAGCUACUUACAUCUUACAAAACCAGGAUGUGCUGCACAAGUAUGCCAAUGAAGAUGUUUCAUUGGGUUCUUGGUUUGUUGGUUUAGAUGUGGAGCAAGUGGAUGACAAGAAACUAUGUUGUAGCACCCCACCUGAUUGUGAGAGAAAAGCUUUGGGAGGUGAAGUUUGUGUGGCUUCAUUUGAUUGGAGAUGCAGUGGGAUAUGCAACUCAGUGGAAAGGAUGAGUGAAGUUCACCAAAAGUGUGCCGAAAAUGAGACUUCUUUAUGGAGUUCAAGCUUUUGAAUCAUGUUGAAAUUGGUCUGAUAUAGGUUUAGAUUCAUAUGUUAACAGCUUUGUAGGGAAGAGAUAUACCUUUACUUCAUAAUGUAUUGUUCGAGCCAUUAGAUAUUAGAAUUCUCGAGAGCUUUCAUGUUCGUAUUUGUGAUGUAAUGUGAUAAGUAAGUAAUCAAAAUGUUACUCGAUUCAAAUUCA
Molecule: messenger RNA, 1652 nt
Organism: Cucurbita moschata (crookneck pumpkin)
Lineage: Eukaryota; Viridiplantae; Streptophyta; Magnoliopsida; Cucurbitales; Cucurbitaceae
Product: probable beta-1,3-galactosyltransferase 2
Exons: 13
Coding region: 270-1463 (397 amino acids)
Cellular component (GO): Golgi membrane
Molecular function (GO): hexosyltransferase activity
Source: RefSeq, a predicted model, not a curated record